Molecule: messenger RNA, 1522 nt
Organism: Pyrus x bretschneideri (Chinese white pear)
Lineage: Eukaryota; Viridiplantae; Streptophyta; Magnoliopsida; Rosales; Rosaceae
Exons: 11
Coding region: 100-1296 (398 amino acids)
Molecular function (GO): epoxide hydrolase activity
Source: RefSeq, a predicted model, not a curated record
CAUAUCAGCCGUUAAACCAACUACCCUCUCCCGCCAUUGCUAAUUUGCUACCGUUCUUACAGUUUACACAAAUUAACCACCAACUACUAAGCAGCAGCAAUGGCAGCAACGCAAGCCAAAACCCCUUCGCUUUGUUAUUAUGCUCGUCAACUUCACAACCAUAUUCCUGCAUCAUCCCUAUCACUUGUUGGUAAUAAUCUUAAAUCCAACCACCACAAGAAGCCCCUCAAAUUCACCUGCAGAUCCAGCGGCCAGGAUGAUUAUUACAUUGAUGCUCCUGUUGAAAUCGGUGAUGGAUUUUCCUUUAGUGGAGGAAAGUAUUCUGAUGGACCAAGUCCUUCCGAUGAAUGGUUUAAGCAAGGGAAGAUAGUGAAAGCUUAUGCUGCUUUUGGUUCUGGCGAGAAGGCAAAAGACCCGAUUUUUGGACUCGCAAUGGGUGCUGAUUCUCAGGCCUCCACUGAUGUUUUCAGAUGGUUUUGCGUUGAAUCCGGAAGUGCUGAUAAUCCUUCAGUUAUAUUAAUUCAUGGUUUUCCUUCUCAGGCAUACUCUUAUCGCAAAGUUCUUCCCAUACUCUCAAAGGACUAUCACACGAUUGCUUUUGAUUGGCUCGGCUUUGGAUUUUCAGAUAAGCCUCAACCCAAAUAUGGAUUUGACUACACUAUGAAUGAGUUUGUAGCAUCCUUGGAGUCAUUCAUAAACGAAGUUACUGUUAACAAGGUCACGCUCGUUGUCCAGGGAUACUUUGCGCCGGUUGUAGUUAAAUACGCUAGCAGUCAUCAGGAAAAGAUUGACAACAUAAUACUCUUAAAUCCUCCGCUAACAGAGAAGCAUGCCAACCUUCCAUCAACCUUGUCAAUUUUCAGCAACUUUUUGUUGGGUGAAAUAUUUUCUCAGGAUCCCUUGAGGGCUAGUGAUAAAGCCUUGGAAAGCUCCGGACCUUACAAAAUGAAAGAGGACGAUGCUAUGGUCUACAGAAAUCCUUACCUCACAUCUGGAGCAUCCGGUUUUGCACUAAAUGCAAUUAGCAGGGCCAUGAAGAAAGAGCUGAAGGUGAACCUUCUUAUCAUAUAUUGUACUUUAGUAUUUCGUCGAUUUCCCUCCUGCAUGUGCACCUUACUGCCGAUUUUCCUCUUAAAGUUCCAUGAGUGGCCAAUUUCCUCCCUACCAUCAUGUUUUACUAAUAUCUCACAUAAUUUUCUGUUCAUAGAAGUCCAAUGCCAGCCAUUAAAUUAUGCAGGCCCGGCCCUGAGGGGAAACAGGUGGUGGCCACCGUACAGGGCCCUGGAUUUGUAUUAGAGUUUGGCUGAAAGCAUAAUCAAUUUUUCAUGAGACCGGGUUAUUAUGCUGCUAAUGCAGUUUCUUAUGCUGCUUUUGGCAGAAGUAUGUGGGAGAAAUGAAGACGAUACUAACAGAGGAAAACUGGAAAGUUCCGACCACAGUUUGUUGGGGCAAAAGAGACAGGUGGUUGAGUUAUGACGGUGUUGAAGAAUUCUGCAAGAAUUCUAAGCAUAAGCUUAUUGAA